UAAUAUAUUAGUGAAUUAUUUGCAAAACUUUACCUAUAGUGUAAGAAACGGCUUAUUUUGACACCUUAAUAUUGGUUAUGGGAGAAACAAUAAUUAUCUUUGAAAAAGUAUUAUUUAUUUUGGAAGUUGCUUUAUUAUUAUGGCUCUAAAGUUACCUGACAAAUAUUUAAGAAAUCGUUUAGUACCACAAAUUAUGCAACAUUUGCAAAGGGAAGAAUUUAUUUUCUACGAAGUAGAUCAUUCGCCAGGCUUGGAUGGUUUUAUGUCCACUAUGUACAAUAUUAAAUUGAAAACAAAAACUACAGGAGGGAUUAAGGAACGAUGGUUUAUACUAAAGAUAAUGCGUGGCGACAAAGAUUUCCGCGAAUACAGCAAAUCCUAUAUACAAUUUGCUAACGAGAUCUACGUUUACACUUCGGUCUUGGCAGCAUUUAAAGAAGUAAUGAAAGUUGCCGAAGAGUGCUCAACGAAAAUAGACGAUUUAUUACCUAAAUGUUAUGUAGCAGAGUUCGGUUAUAUUGAAGGACUAAGUUCCAACGUUAAGGAUGCAGAAUCAGUUUUGGUUUUAGAGCAUUUAAAACCCCUAAACUAUCGAAUUGGUCCCCGUUUGUAUCUUAACUUUGAACAUUUAUUAGGUAUGAGCCGUGUUUUAGGACAAUAUCAUGCCUUCUCAUAUACAUUAAGGUCUACUAAUAUUACCAAGUGGAAUGAGUUGAUUGCAGGCAUAAAACCAUUACCAUUUAUAGAUAUAAAACGUCCAGAUGAAGAUAAAAAUAAUUUCUAUCGUAUUUUAUAUCGUGUCGCGUUUGAUCGUUUUUUUGAUUAUUUGGAACGCUAUAAGGAUGACAAUAUUUUCGACAGUUCAAAUGACAAGGAUGUAAAACUGAUUGAGAAUUUGAAAAAAUUGCGAGAAAAAUAUUUUCAUGAACCUUGUGAACUAUUGGAAAAUUUGCGAACUAAAGUUCUGAUAAAUGAAGACGACAAAAAUUUUGCUGUUAUUUUACACGGCGAUUACAAUCGUAAUAAUGUUUUAUUUAAAUACAAAUAUCAAGAACAAGAAGCUUCUCUUACCGAAUUGGAGGAUAUAAAAAUGUUUGAUUUUCAAGAAUUACGUUAUGGUUCUCCGGCUUUGGAUUUAAGCUUUUUUAUGUAUUUCAAUACCCCUGAAGACAUUCGUUCAAAAAUUUGGUCUAACUUGUUGGUUUGCUAUCACACGAACAUGAUUUCAAUACUUUCCAGUAAUUUAAAGGCUCAUCAAAAGACAUCAAACGACAUUUCCAAGAUUUUAUCGUAUUAUAGUUUUGAAAACUUUCAAAAGCAUUUCGCACGUUUUGCUUUUUAUGGGGUUAUGAUUUGUUUACAUUUUUUACCGUGGAUGUUAUGCAGUGAGCAAGAAUGUGAACGCUUAUCGAAGCUGUUUGGUGUCAAUGUACAUAGUGACGAAUUUUAUCAACUUUCGUUGAAUGCCGGAGGUGACAUGGUAAAUUCCAAAUUGUUGGGUAUAGUAAGACAUGCCAGCGAAAUGGGAUAUAUGGAUUGUAUAUAGUAGAUGAAUAUAUCCAAUUGUGAUAUAUAAUUUACAAAAAAUUCCCGCAUAAAGAUUUUAAAAAGCUACAUUUAUAUUGAGGAAAAGUCGGAACUAUUUCUAAAACAGUUUUCAAAUGUGAAAAGUUUGUCGAAGUUAUUCACCAAUGUUUUGAUAGCAUAAUACGUAAAAUGUUUUAAAUGUAAUCUUUGAAAGAUUUAAACAAAUUUUUUUAGUU
Molecule: messenger RNA, 1763 nt
Organism: Glossina fuscipes
Lineage: Eukaryota; Metazoa; Arthropoda; Insecta; Diptera; Glossinidae
Exons: 4
Coding region: 140-1546 (468 amino acids)
Source: RefSeq, a predicted model, not a curated record